GCCAUAAAAAAGGCCUCCCUCGCCUCCGGGCGGAGCUUUCGAAGCUCCUUCCCCCCCCCCCCCCCCCCCCCCCCCCGCCCCGGCCCCCACCCACCUCGCAACCAUCACCACCGCCCACCGUUCCCACCGCCGCCGCCCCUAUAUCCACUCCCCCGGCCACGCUCCCCCUCGCACCCGCCGCCCACCUGUGCUCCUCCUGCGCUCCUCCAGUGAUUCACUCCUCACUGCUGCUCUCCCUCCGCGGGGCCGCCGCCGCAGCGAGAUCUCCGGCCAUGGUCGCCGCCUCCGGCAUCGCGCCGCCGCGGGCCGCGGCCGCCCUCCCCUGCACGCGCGCGCGCGGAGGGCACCGCCCCGGCUUCCUCCGAUCCCCUCCGCUCACGGCCUCCGUGGCGGCGCAGCUGCGGUGCUGCGCCUCCGCCGUCGACGACAGCGUCGUCGCCCCGGCCGCGCCCAGGCCCCGCCUCCCCAGGGUGGUUGGCAUGGGCUCAAAGCUCAUCGGAAGCGGAUCGGCCACUCCAUCACUUUGUAUUUCAAAUGACGACCUUUCAAAAUUUGUUGAAACGUCCGAUGAAUGGAUCGCGGCGCGGACCGGGAUUCGGAACAGGCGGGUUCUUUCAGGAGGCGAAACACUGGGAGGGCUUUCAGUAAAGGCAGCACAAAGGGCACUUGAGAUGGCCCAAGUAAGACCUGAAGAUGUUGACCUUGUUCUCUUUUGCACAUCUACUCCAGACGAUCUCUUUGGCGGUGCUGGUCGGGUGCUGGCGGAGGUGGGGUGCACAAAUGCAUUUGGCUUUGAUAUCACUGCUGCCUGUAGUGGGUUCAUUGUUGGUUUAAUUACAGCUACUCGUUUUAUCAAAGGUGGAGGUAUUCAAAAUGUCCUUGUAGUUGGGGCAGAUGCUCUUUCGCAAUAUGUGGAUUGGACAGAUAGAGGUACAUGCAUCCUCUUUGGUGAUGCUGCUGGUGCUGUUUUGGUCCAGUCAUGCAAUGCUGAUGAAGAUGGCUUGCUAGGUUUUUGUGUGCAAAGCGAUGGCCAUGGGCAAAAGCACCUGCAUUGUUCAUCAUCGAACGCUGACUCAAUCUUAUCCAAGACCAAUGGUGUCCCUGGCUUCCCACCGAAGAAGACCAACUUUUCUUGCAUCGAAAUGAACGGAAAGGAGGUUUUCCGCUUUGCUGUACGUUGUGUCCCACAGUCCAUCGAGAAGGCGCUAGAGGAGGCCGGCCUACCUGCCUCCAGUAUAGAUUGGCUGUUGCUUCACCAAGCUAACCAGCGGAUCAUCGAUGCUGCUGCCAGUCGGUUAUCUAUCCCAUCGGAAAAAGUCAUCUCAAACCUUGCUAAUUACGGCAACACCAGUGCGGCAUCCAUUCCAUUAGCACUGGACGAGGCUGUUCGUGGCGGGAAGGUGAAGGCGGGCGACAUCAUCGCAGCAUCUGGCUUCGGAGCUGGACUCACCUGGGGUUCGGCUAUCGUCAAAUGGGGUUAAUCAACCGCUCUGCACAGCGAACUAUCACAGCAAACUAAACACCGGUUCCAAAGCUUUUGCCUGCAUAUGGUCCUAGGUCUAAGAGCCUCUGCGGGGUCAUCUACCCGUCGCCUGUCCGGCAUUUUUCUUUUAAAUGUCCGUCAUAUUUUCUUGCACAUGAACAGUGGCAGUUUGCCUUAUUCAUCCAUUCCUUUGGCCCGUUACACAGCUCAGCUGUCAUUGUGGUUAUCACUACUGUACUUACUAGCCAACAGCGAGUCUGUAUUGUAUUAGUCUUCUGUAGUUUGAGUGGCACGCUUGAUCGAGUAUUUUGCAUCUGGGAUGGAAAUUGGAAGUUUUUAGCUGGUGUUGGAAGGAGGAUACUGCAUUGUAAAGUGUUAACGGGCCUUCCUAGCAAGGUGUUUUUGUCUGGAGAUUCCGAUGAAUUGUGAUCAGUUUUA
Messenger RNA from Triticum urartu, 1921 nucleotides. Its product is annotated as 3-ketoacyl-acyl carrier protein synthase III. Gene Ontology annotation, molecular function: 3-oxoacyl-[acyl-carrier-protein] synthase activity. The record is from RefSeq and is a predicted model, not a curated record. Gene Ontology annotation, biological process: fatty acid biosynthetic process. NCBI's taxonomy places the organism in Eukaryota, Viridiplantae, Streptophyta, Magnoliopsida, Poales, Poaceae. Gene Ontology annotation, cellular component: chloroplast.